CUUGAAAAAACCGAAGAAACGGCAAACACGGCAGUAAAAUUAACUUCCAAAACCUUGAAUUUCAGUGAAUGGGGAGGUGGAGAGCCGCUUCUCGUCUCCUCAAUCACGUAGCCACCACAGCUUCCAAAUCUUCUGUAGCUGCGAAGCCUCCUUUCCAUCUCUUACGUCCUUCAAGCCCCAUCUUCUGCUUUCACUUCGUCAAUUCAAGACCUUUCUCUGCAAUCCCAUCUCGGGUUUCCAUUGAUACCAAUGAUUAUGACUCUGAGCCUCAUUAUUAUGCCCACAGCCAAGCUCAAGAAGACGAGGAAACCAAAAAAGUUCCUGUUAAAGCCUACUUUCUUUGUACCAGUAUCAAUUUGAAGAGCAUGCAAGCCGAGAAUUUAAGCAAUGUCAUUCCUCCUUCUUCUCGCUCAACAAAUUAUAUUGCCCUCAGAUUUUGCGAUUUCCCUUCACAAAAUGCUGAACUUGGAAUCUGGGGGAAACCGAGCUACUGUCGUUACAUGGUCGUAUUCCAGUAUGGAUCUGCUGUUCUGUUUAAUGUUGAGGACCAUGAAGUUGGAGCUUACCUUGAUAUAGUUAUAAGGCAUGCUUCUGGAUUACUUCCAGAGAUGAGGAAAGACGAUUAUGCCGUAAGAGAGAAGCCAAAGCUGGAGGAGGACAUGCAGGGUGGCCCAGACUACAUAGUUCUUAAAACUUUGGACACUGAUGCUAUUCGCAUUAUUGGAAGUGUGCUUGGCCAAAGCAUUGCUUUAGAUUAUUUCGUAUCACAGGUUGAUGGUAUGGUUGAAGAGUUUGCAGAUAUAAAUCGUGGCAUGGAGAAAACUGGAACUUUCACAAUGCAUAAAAAGAAGCUCCUUCAACUUGUUGGGAAGGCUAACUCAAACCUAGCUGAUGUAAUUCUUAAAGUUGGUCUUUUUGAGAGAUCAGAAAUUGCUUGGAGGGAUGCAAAAUAUGCUAAAAUACAUGAGUACCUUCGGGAAGAGUAUGAGGUUACACAACGCUUUGGAAACUUGGAUUUUAAAUUAAAAUUUGUAGAGCACAACAUUCAUUUCUUGCAAGAAGUCCUUCAAAAUAGAAAAUCGGAUCUUCUGGAAUGGUGCAUCAUCUUCCUAUUGAGUAUAGAGAACAUUAUAUCACUAUACGAGAUUGUUCGUGAUUCAAAUGCAGCAUCUUUGUAAUCUGGGAAGUAGAUGAGAAAAGUUGCAGCAGCCAAAGCCACUAUAGAAAAUUUUGUCGACAAAGAAAAGUGAAUUUUUAUGAAUAUUCUAUCAAACUGUCAAAAAUUCUCUGAUUUACUCCUAAUUGAAUUGCAAGUUUCAAUAUUAAA
Molecule: messenger RNA, 1327 nt
Organism: Prunus avium (sweet cherry)
Lineage: Eukaryota; Viridiplantae; Streptophyta; Magnoliopsida; Rosales; Rosaceae
Gene: RRG
Product: sporulation protein (DUF155)
Source: RefSeq, a predicted model, not a curated record